Acaulospora morrowiae is the source of this 128-nucleotide messenger RNA. The record is from the annotation of a GenBank genome assembly. Lineage: Eukaryota; Fungi; Glomeromycota; Glomeromycetes; Diversisporales; Acaulosporaceae.
CUACGUUGAGUUAACGAGAUUGGUUAAGCUCUAUUCGAAAAUAGCUUUGUUUACAAAAACCGUUUUGCUGACAGUAACACGAAGGGCUAAUAUCCGAAUAACCUACAUCCUUCUUGAUGAACUCACGA